This is a messenger RNA of Asparagus officinalis (garden asparagus), 830 nucleotides long. RefSeq lists its product as uncharacterized. The coding region runs from base 113 to 595 and encodes 160 amino acids. NCBI's taxonomy places the organism in Eukaryota, Viridiplantae, Streptophyta, Magnoliopsida, Asparagales, Asparagaceae. The transcript is spliced from 3 exons. The record is from RefSeq and is a predicted model, not a curated record.
AAGAAUACAGACACAAUCAACUCCUAUAUAAACCCCAACAACCUACUCUCCCACUUCACCAAUCCAUAUCCAAUACGAACAAAUUACAUCACUAAAAACCUACACAUCAAAAAUGGCCAAACCAGCAACAACUUUGUUCGCCAUCUUCAUCCUCCUCAUCCCCGCUGCGAACGCAACUCCAUCGCCAUCGCUGCAACCAACACUCGAAGAGCUCGAGCGCUUCCUCCCGAUAGAAGAAGCCCCGUCUCCAAGCUUAGGCGCCGACUCCGUUGAAGACCUCAAGUUCAUGCUCCCAUUCCUCAAUGGCGAGUGCUGGAGCACGAUAAAGGACGUCCCGGGAUGCGCAGGUGAGCAACCGGGGUACGGUUGGGUGCCAGUGCAGUCACCAAAUAACGCAGAUGAUGCUUUUCCUGUUUGGGAUCCAGAACAAGAUAAAUUUAAGCAAGAUACAUCUCGUCCUGGAUCUUCGUCGGGACAACCCAUAAAUUUAAGACGACCAAUCGAAGCCGUGGAUUUAGAUGAUAAUGACGAAGAAGAGGCUCCUUCUCAAUCAAGUAGAGCUCAUCCGGUACAUAAAUUAGAUCCCAAAAGUUAAGAUUAUUCAAACAAAAUAGUUGUCAUAAUUAUGAUUAAUUGCAGAUACUGAAACUAUGAUAUCCUCAUUUUUGCAGGAAAAAAGAAGUAACUGAUCAAUGUCAAACCAUGUAUAUGCUUAUAGUGUGGGUAUGAUGCACAGUGAAUUGGACAGGUUGCAUUGGUGAGAAAUAUAUGUAAUGUAUAAUAACACCUCAUUGUUCAUAUUAGUACAGAUAAUUUCAAUUUCGGUCUUA